CUGUCAAGUGUCUGGACUAGACCUCAUAGAAGGGGCAGUUUAAUUACUCUGAAAUAAGUAUUGCUGUAUUUUGUUGCUUCAUGCAAAAAUAUUUUUAUACAUGAAAUACCCUAUUUUCUGAGAAAUCAUAGGCAUUUAAAAUACUGUUUUGGGUAGUUGGUAGGUGGUCAUGGAAUAUGUGCUUUGACUAAAGACAAAAGAAAAUUGAAAAUAUUCAGAAAAUUUCCAGUUAUGCUCUUGGUUGUGCUUAUUGAGCAACUGCUCUAAUCAUAUGUCUGUAUCAUAUUAGAUAUAGAAAUAAUCAUUCAGGUGAUGUUUGAAGAUUCUAACAUGUAAGAUCUUGUGUUCAUACAGAAAACUGUUUUGUACCAAUCUCCGAGAUCAUUGCUGUAGAAGAAACUGAGUUUAACAAGAAACAACGUAACAUUGGCAGGUGGCAAAAAAUGGCAAAGCUACAUGCUUUCACAGUGCAUUAUGUGAAGAAAUCCCGAAAUCACCGCUGGCGGUGCAGUGAUGCGAUGUUCUGGUGUGUUGAUGAGCACUUGUGUAAUCAGUGGACACAGGCGCUGAAGGAAUUACUUGAAAUGCAGAAGUCUAGACCAAAGCAGCUGCUUGUGUAUAUUAAUCCCUAUGGAGGAAAAAGACAAGGCAAGAGGAUUUAUGAACAGAAAGUUGCUCCACUCUUCAGUCUGGCUUCUAUAUCAACUGAUGUUGUUAUAACUGAACAUGCUAACCAUGCUAAGGACAACUUAUUUGAAGUUAAUAUUUAUAAAUAUGAUGGUGUUGUUUGUGUUGGUGGGGACGGCAUGUUCAGUGAAGUGAUGCAUGGUCUCAUUGGAAGAAUGCAGAAGGACUCUGGCAUAGACCAAAAUAAUCCCAAAGCAUCGUUAGUCCAGUGCAAUAUAAGGAUUGGCAUAAUUCCUGCUGGAUCAACAGAUUGCAUAUGCUAUUCAACUGUUGGCAUUUCUGAUCCAGUAACUUCAGCUCUUCAUAUUAUUGUAGGUGACUGUCAGCCUCUGGAUGUCUCUUCUGUACAUCACAACAACACAUUUUUGAAAUACUCUGUGUCAUUGCUGGGUUAUGGUUUUUAUGGAGAUAUAUUAAAAGACAGUGAGAAGAAGCGGUGGAUGGGUCCAAUGAGAUAUGACUACUCAGGCUUCAAGACUUUUCUUUCUCAUCACUAUUAUGAAGGAACAAUUGCUUAUCAACCAGCAGAACACACACAUGGAUCUCCCCGAGAUAAAGAGAGCUGCAGAACGGGAUGUUACAUCUGCAAGCAAAGUGAGAAACAGCUGGCAGAACAGAGCAAGGAACAUGGAUUAAAACAUGAAGAAGGUGAAGAAGAAUGGAAGGUUAUAAAAGGGAAAUUUCUAGCCAUCAAUGCAGUAAAUAUGAGCUGUGCAUGUCCACGAAGUCCAAAAGGUCUUUCACCAGCAGCUCAUUUGGCAGAUGGUUCAGCAGACCUCAUUCUAGUUCGGAAAUGCUCCAGAUUCGAUUUUCUACGGUAUCUUGUCAGACACACAAAUCAAGAUGAUCAGUUUGACUUUCCAUUUGUAGACGUUUAUCGGGUUAAGUGUUUUCAAUUUACAUCAAAGCUUUCAGAAGACAAUGAAAGCAAUGUCAUGGACAUUGGAAAGAAACGUUUUGGCCAGUUCUGCAGAGAUCAUCCAGCCUGUUGCUGUAAUAUUGUUAAUAGUACCUGGAAUUGUGAUGGAGAAACUCUGGAUAGUUCAGCAAUUGAAGUGAGGGUUCACUGCCAGUUAAUGAAACUGUUUGCAAGGGGAAUUGAGGAAGACUGUAAAGAUGAAGCUGCCCACAGCCAGAGUAGCAUUGAACAAUUAUUAUAGACAUUGUUCCUCCAAUGGGAGAAGAAAAAGUAAAAUCUCAAGGAAAUUGAGUAAAUAAGCAUUUUAGUCAAAUUGACAAGUAUUUUAAACUUGUAGAUUUUUUUUAUGGCUUCACUAUAAUUUUAGAAAUCUUACUGUAUUGUGUCAUUUAAAAAAAACCAUUGUAAUAAUUAAAAUAUAUAUUGGAGUAAUGUAAUCUGUUACAUUAGAAAACAUGGCAUUGGCCUAUAUCUGUGUGUUCAUGAUGACUGAUAAAUUCUCUUUGCUUUUUUAGAGAGCUAAUUCAGUAGUUGUGUUGCAAUAAUAUCUAAAUGUUAUGAAACAUUGGACUUCCCACUGGCACCAAGAUAUGACAUUUUCAGUGUCUGAGAAGAUGUUUUCUGCUGGGAGUGUUAUGUAAUUAUGUGUGGCUUAAAUGCUGGACAACGAUGUUGUCAUUUGCUUUUUUUUUUUUUAAUUAGAAUAUUUCAUUUUGCAAUUCUGACAAUACCUUGCAACUUAUCAAUGCAAUUCAAACACACAUUCCUGGCUUUAAGUAAUAAUAAUAGUGUACAGAUAUUUGAAAAAUAAAAGCACAACUAUAUACAGGUCACACCUCAUCCUAUACAGUCUUUGAAGGUUUCCUUGCAUCAUGCUUUUUGGAAUUAUAAAAGGUUUUGUGACUAUUUGGAUGAUACCAAAUACCACACAGUGCAACUGAAAAGUCUUGCAAGUAAAUUGCAGGAGUACUUGUAUAAUAUCAGGAAGGCACAGGAAAGGAAAAUAUAAAUAAGUUCUCAAACACCAGCAAGUUUUAGGUUUUAAUAAUAUCUGGUAUUAACAUAUUAAAAACUUCUCUCUUCACAAUUCUCUGGACAUUCUGCUCCAUGUGUUAAAAUGUCUUUGCAAAAUAAGAUGUUGAAGUGUUAAGUUUAGAAAUAUGAUUUGAUGAUUGAAAAUCCUUAAAAUUAUCUAAUUAAAUAUGAAACAAAAUAAUUUGCUUUGUGAAGCCAAGGGAAGAAACUGGCAUCUAACAAAUCAUGAAUUCACUGUGCUGAUUUGUUUUUAUAACAAAAAACAUUAGACUGUCAUAUAGAGAACUAUGGAGUGAUUAUUUAAGUUGUAUAUAGUUUUGUGUAUUGUGGCACAUACAUGUUUUGUGUCCAGGGUUGGGGCUAAAUUUUGCUCUUCUUGUACAGCUUAUUCCUGUUAGAGGACAGAAGUUAGCUCCUGUUCUAUUCUAUAUUUUUAAGUGUUUCUUUAAGUUCAAAGUUCUCUUUGAAACUGACUUUAAGACCCUUUAUCUGAGGGGGUUUUUUGUGUCCAAACAGCUGAUGAUUCUGUAUUCAUGUAUAUUUAUUUGUACUUCUGUCAUCCAGCUUGUGUUAGUUUCAUGUCUCUCAUAUACGUGGUCAGUGUAAGCCAUGGUGAUUGGUCAUUUCAUUACUGAAGCACUUGAAUAUUGUUAUAAAUGGCAGGUUAUUUUUUUUUUAUUGAAGUUAUUUACAUUCCAGUUUUGUGUAUUAUCAAAAUUGUGUUCUAUAUCUUUGCUACAAAGUAUUAUUCAUAUUGCUCUAUAUGAAAAAAACCACUUGCAAAUUAUAUUUGCCUCCAGUACAAUCAUACAAAGUUUAGGAUCUUUAUUUUGUUAUAUAGUAUUUCAGGAAAAUACUUGAAGACUUUUUCCAAAACUACUGCUCUUUGCUUUCCUUAUUAAUGCAAUGAGUUGAAAUGUUGAUUCAUCCAGUGUUUUUUUUGACACUUCUAACACAGGUGUUACAUAUACUGUAUUUUUAAAGCCAUGUUUAAUAAGUGAUAUUGUAGUUUUGAACUAACAUGCCAUUGAAAAUGAAAUUAUGCAGUUUUACAAAUGUGAAUAUUUUUUGAAAGUGUCAUUUGUUAAAAAAUGUCUAUAGUUAUUGUGGUUAAUCCAUGAAUAUUGUGAGAGUACCCAGACUUUGAAGAUACAGUAAUUCUUGUGCAGGAGGUAAUGGUGCACACUCAGCUUACCAACAGUGGAGGCAUUGCAGCUAUCCAGAGCACAUUCUCAUCAGUGAGAACUGGAAUAAAUACUAACCAGCUCUUUCCAUUAGUUUACUAGAAAGUCAUGAGACCCCUACUUGAAAAAUGGAGAUUUAAUCUCAUAGUGAAUAUAUAUUGAAAUGCUUUGAAUAUUUGAGUAUCUGCAACUGAGCGCUUAGUGUUCCCAAAGAAAGCCACAGUGAAGGUCUCCUUUCUGAAAAAAGCCACCAGAAAAGAAUGAAAGAUCAUUGUAUACUAUUGUAAAGAAGUGUGAAGUAAAUAAUAAAGGUAUUGCAACAUAAUAAAAUUUAAAGGUCAUAGGUAAUAGAAAAGCUGCAUAGUUGCAUUUGAAUAAUUCUAUUUGUAGCCUAUUAAAGUAGCAAAGCACCAUAUGUGAGUUCUAUGACAUGUCUAGUUUAUUUUUAAGAGCGCUGUGUAAGUAAUGUCUUCUUACAUUUUAAUUCUAGGGAUUUUUUUUUUUCUCUGAAUGUAAACUUAUUAUGGAAAUUAUGUAUAGGAAAACCAGCUUUGAUUUUUCUUUUUUCCCAAUCUUGCUGGCUUCAAGAUUAGAAAAUGUGUUCUGUUUUAUGAAGCUAGGGCAUUUCAUUAAAGAAAUAAAACUGCAUUGUACAACAGCA
Messenger RNA from Passer montanus (Eurasian tree sparrow), 4486 nucleotides. RefSeq names its product ceramide kinase (gene CERK). The coding region runs from base 444 to 1847 and encodes 467 amino acids. The record is from RefSeq and is a predicted model, not a curated record. Lineage: Eukaryota; Metazoa; Chordata; Aves; Passeriformes; Passeridae. The transcript is spliced from 12 exons. Gene Ontology annotation, molecular function: kinase activity.